AUGAACGGGGCAGAAACACGGAUAUACGGUGAAUCGCAUACGACGGGCCAGCUCCCCACGCCUUCUUCAACGCCUGAACCGGACGAUGUGGCACUUCCGAGUGGCCGCCGCGCCCAUGAAGCCAAAACCGAGGAACCGCUACAGAACAUGACGAAUGGCGCCAAAGCCGAGCCAAAUAGCGCAAUCAGCUCCAGUGCGCCGAGCAGGAGGCCCAGCGUGCACGAAGAGGCCAUUCUCUCCGACACCAGCGAGAAGAUACGGCCUAUCAAGCGGCCGGGAGAUGGGCGGCGGAGGAGCAGCGUGUCGGAGCACGAGAAGAUCCUCAAACUCAGUCCCCGCCAGAUCCAGGAACUCACGAGCGAGCCUGCGAGCAUUCCCGUUCGAGCAGCCACGCCGAUUCUCGAAGACGAGCUGGAAGACGCCACACCGCUUGAAGAUGGGGAUGGACAGGGCAACAACAAGCUCUUGGGCGUCGUGCUGGAGCGGCCGGUGGAGCUGAAUGGUGAAGCGAGGAGAGAGAAGGGAUCAAGAGGGCGGGACGGGCCGCGAGAGAAGGAAGUCGUCCUGAUCAAGACACCUGCAACCGAAUUGCGCAACGGCCGCCCGGUGCUUUCCUCACGAUCCGUUACCACGCCCUCGCUCCCACGAAGGACCACGUCAAGGUCGCGAUCACGUACACACAACCAGACACAAGAGACAGAAGAUCGGAGGCAUGGCAGGCAUGUCCCUCCGCCAUUGAGUCUGGACCACAGAGAUGGCACGUCAAAGGGCCACGACCGACACAAAGAGACGCGCGAGAUACGUGAGCAGGUCUCUCCGACACCAAUCGCGCUCCCACUUCCGCCAAUGUCCAUGCCUACCUUUCUCUCCCUGGAACUGUCUGCCAGCCGCCCCUCUCCAUUGUACAUAUACCGGCCCGCGACGACAGACUUUCCCUACGAAACAUCCGAGAUAAAGUACGAGCGCUUGCUCAACUUCCUGAGGAUACCGCUGAAGAUCGAGGGCAUACUUGGGUUUGGAGCGCUGGCUUGUCUGGACGCAUGGAUGCACGUCUUGACAAUCUUGCCCCUCCGCUUCCUGCUCGCCAUUGCCAUCUUGGUCAAAUGGUGGGGCUCGGUCAUUGUCAAAGAGUUUCGCGAUCUCUGGGCUUUUGUGUACGAUGGCCUUCCUCGUCUUUGGCAGCGCAGGAAGCAGACAGAUGGCCCUACGCCUUUACCAACACCCGCUGAGGAAGUGCCCCCGUCCAUGUCGCGGAAGCCAUCAUCCUCUACCAUUCCCUCGGCCAAUACUACAGCUAGGCAGAACCCUCAGAUGUCUACGACUUUCAAGUUCCCAGACAUGAAUGAGCUCAGAGCGCGCCGGCCUCGAAACUCCCGAUUCCGUCACCGCCGUACCAAGUCCACGCCUUCUACACUACAACCAAGCCACAAAGCAGACAUAUUGAAAGGUCUACUGGUCAUUGCCAGCUGCUUCGUUCUGAUGCGUUUCGAUGCCAGUCGCAUGUACCAUGGCAUUCGCGGACAGUCAGCCAUCAAGCUCUAUGUCAUCUACAACGUCCUCGAGGUCUGUGAUCGUCUGCUUUCAGCUGUUGGUCAAGAUGUGCUUGAAUGUCUCUUUUCCCGCGAGACACUAGAUCGCAAUCCCGACGGCAGAAGCAAGGUCCUCCGUCCGUUUGGAAUGUUCGCACUCGCACUGGUAUACACUGUCGCCCAUGCUACAGCGCUGUUCUACCAAGUGAUAACGCUGAACGUGGCCGUCAACUCCUAUUCCAACGCACUACUGACGCUCCUGAUGUCCAAUCAGUUUGUGGAGAUCAAGGGCACGGUGUUCAAGAAGUUCGAAAAGGAGAACCUAUUCCAGAUUACCUGUGCAGACAUCGUAGAGCGCUUCCAGCUCUGGCUCAUGCUUCUCAUCAUUGCCAUGCGCAACGUUGUUGAAGUAGGCGGCUUGAGUAUCCAAAGUAGCGACACUUCUUGGACGGCCAUGUUCACUGGAUCUGCCAAUGCGUCUGCGACCGCGUUCAAGGCUACGAGUAUCAUACCUAUGAGCUUUACUAUCUUUCCAAAGUAUAUUGCGCAGGUACUUAAUCCGUUCCUGCUGGUGUUGGGUAGCGAGAUGUUUGUCGAUUGGCUGAAGCAUGCGUACAUUACCAAGUUCAAUCAGUACAAGCCAGAGGUGUAUAGCAAGUUCUUCGACGUUCUGGCAAAGGACUACUAUUCUAAUGCCUUUGCUGAUGCAGACUUGACACGACGUCUUGGCUUGCCAGUCAUACCAUUAUCCUGUCUCUUCAUCCGUGCCGCCAUUCAAACCUACCACAUGUUCAUCGCCAUGCACAUGCCGCCUCCCCUGCACACGACAUCAACAUCCCUUUCUUCGGACCCGACCUCCUCCCCCACAACGACUGCAGCACUAGCCCACAUCGACCACGUCUUCCGCCGGGCCCUAGGCCGCUCCUCCUUCGGCGCCGGUAUCCCCUCCCAAGCCUGGUACAAUCCCCUCUCCUACACGCUCGACGACCUCAUCGCCGGCUCCACCAUGCUCAUCGUCUUUCUCGUCGGCUACCUCAUCUUCCUCGCUUUCAAGCUCAUCCUCGGCAUGCUGCUCUUAUCCGUAAGCCGCAAGCGGUAUCACGGUAUGCAGGAACGGGAAAAGAUGAAUGUUGAGACUGGGGGUAAGAGAAUUGGGGGCUGGGGCGUUGUAGACGUCGAUGAGGAGAAGAGGAAGGUGAUUUACGAUGACGACCCUGAGACGCUGAAGAGGUUGAGGGAGAGGGAUGAGAAAAGUAGGAAGAAGGAGGCGGAGGAGAGGGAGAGAGGGACAAGCUUUGGGCAUGUUAGUCGGUAUGCUAUGGUUGCCAAGAGGAUUUGGUGA
Messenger RNA from Alternaria metachromatica, 2871 nucleotides. RefSeq lists its product as uncharacterized. The record is from RefSeq and is a predicted model, not a curated record. Gene Ontology annotation, biological process: maintenance of protein localization in endoplasmic reticulum. NCBI's taxonomy places the organism in Eukaryota, Fungi, Ascomycota, Dothideomycetes, Pleosporales, Pleosporaceae. The coding region runs from base 1 to 2871 and encodes 956 amino acids. Gene Ontology annotation, cellular component: endoplasmic reticulum membrane. The transcript has 2 exons.